AUCGACUUUUACGUAACAUAAUUUUCGUCAACAAAGAUUUUUAAUCGGAAUCUCGUGAUAAUUUAAUUAAUAGGGAUUAAUAAAUCAUAACGAUGUCAAAACCAAAUAUUUUAGUUACUGGAACCCCAGGUGCAGGCAAGACACAUUUAGCCAAACAGAUAUCCGAGUAUUAUGGAAUGAAAUUCUUAGAAAUUAGCAAAAUUGUUCAGGAUAAUAACUUCUUUGACGGCUACGACGAAGAUUUACACUGCCCCAUAUUGGAUGAAGAUAAACUCCUCGAUUACUUAGAGCCAUUAAUGAACGAGGGAAAUAAUGUUGCUGAAUAUCACUCAUCAGAAUUCUUCCCAGAACGUUGGUUCCAUCAAGUUUACGUCGUACGAUGCAAUACAGACAAGCUGUUUAAACGUCUUGAAGAGCGCGGAUAUAAUGGAAAGAAAAUCCAAAAUAAUGUCGAGUAUGAGAUAUUUCAAAUGGCACUUGACGAAGCCAAAAGCUCAUAUAAGAAAGAAAUUGUAAAUGAAGUCCGUGGGGAGACAGAAGAGCAGCUAGAAGAGAAUUUGAAGCAUGUUGGUGAGUUUCUUAAUAAUUAUGAAGAAUGACAGACGGAGAGGCGAGGAAGGAAGAGGAAAGCUGAGUAGCUAGAAGCACAAUACCAUGAUAUAAAUUCACGUACCUCCUAUAUUACCCAACCUAAGCAUUUAAUUUAAUGUCAGUUUAAAGUUUCCAUGUAUUUUUAUGAAGCCUUACAUCAUUUUUUAAAGCUAAUGUAUAAUCUUGUAGGAUUAAUUCGAAUGGAAUCGAAAUAAAGUUGCCCUCAGAUUUAUUAAAAC
This is a messenger RNA of Chironomus riparius, 830 nucleotides long. The record is from the annotation of a GenBank genome assembly. NCBI's taxonomy places the organism in Eukaryota, Metazoa, Arthropoda, Insecta, Diptera, Chironomidae.